Messenger RNA from Sebastes umbrosus (honeycomb rockfish), 3935 nucleotides. RefSeq names its product PDZ and pleckstrin homology domains 1 (gene pdzph1). The transcript has 13 exons. Bases 156 to 3641 code for a protein of 1161 amino acids. Gene Ontology annotation, molecular function: protein binding. The record is from RefSeq and is a predicted model, not a curated record. Lineage: Eukaryota; Metazoa; Chordata; Actinopteri; Perciformes; Sebastidae.
UGGAGCAGUCUGAGACACAUGAGACGAUGUGUCUGUAGUGUGUGAAAGCAGCAGCUACUCUGCUUUUCUUCUUCAUACCUGAGAAUUUAAGGUUUAAUAGCACCCAUCAGGUCUUCACACCAAAAGUUCAUGUGAGGACGGUGGUGGAUUUAGGAAUGAGCAAGAGGGGGAGGAGGAGGAACAGCAAGAGGAGGAAGAGCUCCAGCAGCAGUAAACGGAGCGUCUCACCAAACAUCUUUCAAAAGCAGAACAAAAGUAACAGUGUCAGCUACAAAGAUGACAUUGUUGAAAAGGGUGAGUCGGACUCUCUUCGAAAGGAAAAUGUUCUGUCGGGAUCCGACGACGAGGAAAAAUACAACAAUGCUCCACCCAAGGUGAAACGAUUUAAACAGGAUUAUCGUGUGAAAUGGUAUCCAAAUCAAAGGAGAAUUUAUACCAAAACAACAGAGGACAAAGACAAAGGAGUGAGGACAGUAACGUCGGUGUCUGUCGAUGACGUGGAAGAUUCAUCCCCAAAGAUCAUUGUCGAACAGUCACACGAACCUUUACCUGAAAAUCUAACAUCAACACCAGUUACUAACAUCAUGACAAUCAACUGCACCGGGUCACAUGUGAAACUUGAAAUUCAAGAAAUUGUACAAGAGAACACUCCCGGCAUCAAGACCACGUUUGUUUUCAUGAAUGAAAAGGGGGCCUGUGCUGAGACGUUUUUUAAGAGCAGAGAGACGUGGGUACCGAAUAACGAGUCGUCUGAGCAGCCGUCACAAAAUGUCACUGAUCACGAUCAAAACACAAAUUACAGAUUCACCUUUGGCAACGUAAGUGAACAAACAGAUUCUCAUAGUGAUUCUGUCAAUCCAACAAACAUAGGGGACAAUCCAAACUACUCUCAAUGCAACGGCGAUCCCAAUCCACUAAUAUCAACAGACUUUAUAUGGAAGAGGAAACAAUAUCCCAUCAGUAGAGAUCAGUUCUGGGACAUCCCUCCACCCCAAGACUUUGCGGACAUUAAAUAUAACACUUUGGAGGACCUAACACAUGACCUGGCUUCCUGCAGGAUUAGCGCUCGUAAUCCUGUUGACGAACAUCUAAGGGAAUUUCACCCGACACCUACUGAAAACGAAGAACCCCCUUUUUCUGGAGAUGAAGAGGAAAGAGCGGAUCUGGCACCUUCGUUCGAUCAAUUAUCAGAAAACUAUGAGCACACGCUCAUGAGGCCCUCAGUGUCGACCAACAGGUCCAGCUUCACCAAAGACUUCAUCAACUGUCAAAAGAGGAAAUCCUGGAUUAGACACAACAGUAUCGCCACCGUGGAACACAGAGCGUGUUUGUACCCGAGGAAAAGACGCCAAACGUUCCCCAGGAUGUCGGAGGGUCUCGGAUUAAUGCAAGAAGAUCCUCUGUUUCCUUCUACAGAGUGGUUUUCCUCUUUGAGCGUGUGCUCGCCUCUUCUCCAAACUGAGAGGAUUCAUCACGGCGCUGACUAUAAUUCUUCACAAACCAAGGGAAGUUCCAAACCUGUCUCAGAAAGCCAAAACAGCCACGAUCAAAAUCAACCGUUGCCCAGUCCGCUCUAUAUGAGCAGCUCCGAGGAUAAUCCUGAUGAUAUGUUCAAGGUAAACAAUGAACGAAGACGAAGCAGCGUCAGAUACCAUCCGAAAGAUCUCAGACGACAGGAUUUGGACUUAAAACUGAGCAGUUUUAAGGACAUGGAAAGUCUGGACACUGUUGCAGACAGUGGAUUUGACCAAGAAAUGGGGGAAGUAGAAUAUCACAGCCCAGAGCGCCUUGCAGUGGAGCUCAGUCUUAGAGCCCUCGCUGUACAAGUCAUCCCUCCGUCCUGCAGCGGCACAGAUGAACAAAUGCUACGGAGCCAUCCUGUACUCCACAAUGAUAAGGUUAAAUAUGAAAGCCGAGAGGAUUCAGUAGCCAAACAGAGUAAGUCCUCAGUCACGACACUCGAGCAAAGAUUCCUGCAGACGAACUCAUCAUUGGGUAUGGAAAAACACCCUAGAGCUGCUUUGGAAGACCCCUGCACAUCCCCUUUGCAGUGUGUCAAUUCAUUAAACACAAAUGAGGUUACAGAUGAGAUUGAACCUGAAAAAACAGGAAAUGCCAGCCCUUCUCUGACGCUAAUGACUGAGCAGACAAAUGAUCUGCAAUUGGACACAACAAGAACAAAGGAACCAGACAAACCUGCAUCAUGUCCUGCCAAAGGUUCAACAGAGGCAGAAAUCCAUACAAAAGAGCAGCUCAGUAAAACGGACAAAGCAGAUAAACAGUUUGUAUUCGGACCUUCCUUAGAGGCAAAGGAGCAUCCGAAACCUGUGGUUCACAGAGAUCCAGACAGCAGUGGUUCUGGUUCUGACCACUUGACCAAGAGGCGAAAUCUCUUCAAGGAGAGCAAGCAGUGGGGCUCUGCUGGAGGAAGCUCGAUUACCAGCGACAUCACAGAGGAAUCAGUAUCGGAGGAUACUCGCUCUAAUGACAUAACAGUUCAAGACAAAGAAGACAGGGGCUUUUACACGGAGACGUUCCACUCGUCAGCAUGGAUUUACCAAGGAGACGAUGUCGAACCAGGGGCCGUUCCUCCCAGCCUCAAUAGCAGAACUCGAGUUGUCUCAAUUCGUGAGAGGACUGUGAAGAUCAGGAGAGGGACAGGAGAGUAUCCUUGGGGCUUUCGAAUCCAGUUUUCUAAACCCAUUGUGGUCACAGAGGUUGACACAAAUGGGGCUGCUGAAGAAGCGGGGUUGAUGGUCGGAGACUCUGUCCUCGCUGUCAAUGGAACUGAUGUCACCAGCAUUCCUCAUUCUGAGGCUGCUGAGUUGGCCAGGCAAGGCCCAGAUGUUCUCACGUUGACUAUUGGGUCAGACAUCGCCCGCGGUCCGAACACCCCCAGACCAGCAUGUCGUGGUUAUCUUCACAAGCGUACCCAGUCUGGCCUGUUUAAAGGCUGGAGGAAGAGGUGGUUCGUACUCACACAUAACUGCUGCCUGUUCUACUACAGACACAAACGGGAUGAAGGCAAGAGGCAGAAUUUGUCAGCAGUGAAACUGGAAGGGGCUGAGGUGGGACCCGACAUUUCUCUGGGAAAACCAUUUGUGUUCAAGUGCCGCCCGCAGUCUGGUAACCGAGUGUACUUCUUCUGUGCCAUCUCCAACCAGGAGAUGAAAAGGUGGCUGGAAGCGAUGGAGAGAGCCAUUCAUCCCAUCACACAGAACCACGUGUGGAUGGAUGUCACCAAACACAACUCUAAUCUGCCCCCGCUGGCUGUGAAGAACCCGGAGUGUCUCGGAUUGCUUCACAAAAUGGACAAAAACCUGGACAUGUGGGUCCAGCACUACUGCAUUCUGAAGGACGGCUGCCUCUCCUUGUACAGCGGUAUCCGCGCAACUCAUGCACUUGGUGGGAUCUACCUUCAGGGGUACAUUGUGCGAGAGCAGCCCUAUGGAUCUAAGAAAUCCACCAUUGAGCUGAAACCUCCGUCUGAUGAGUUCAAGACUUUCCACCUCUGUGCUGAAAAUCCUACUGAGAAUAAACGAUGGAUCAUAGCGAUCAAAGCUUCAUUAAGGAAGUGGCUGCCUUUACAUCUGGUCAUUAAGGAGUUCAGGAGCCGACCAUCAGAAGAGACCAGAAUGUGAGACACCGUGUGAAUAUUGACAGCAGUCGGACUCAUCCUGUGGAUCUUUGUUAUGGUGGAUGAUUUCACAUGGUGGAUGUGUUGUAUACUGCUGGAAUUUCCAAAAAUCGUUCUGUUUGUGAUAUGACGUACUGGCAUUUCUAUGCUUUUAUACUGAUUAUGUACUACUGUGUUUUUUUUUUUUUUUUUACUGCUACACUGCAAAACUUUUAGAAUAUAAAUGUACUCAUGCUUUUUGUACUCACGCAUAACAGAUAGUAAUGCAUCAAUGUGUAAGCCAAAUAAAUUCUAUAAU